AUGGAAACCGGGGAGCCCUCGGCGAGCGGAGCCGGCGAGUGCGUGCGCUGCUGCCGCCGCUCGCCGCCCGCGGGCCCCGACCGCCGGACGCAGCGCGAGGGCGCGGACUCCGGCGGCGGCGCCUCUCCCACCGCGGCCCUACCGCCCGCGCCUCCCCGGCUCCUCCCCUCCGCUCUCCGCCCCCCACCGGUCCCCGGUCCGCGCUCGGCUUCGGGCGGUCCUCCCGGGUCUGUGCUCCCGUCUCCUCUGCGCGCCUUUUGCCCCCCAGCCCGCAGACCCGCAGGCUUCUGGAGACCGUGGUUUGACGCCAGAGGCUACAAGGAGGAGGGGGCGCCGCAGCACGCGGCGGAGGCGAUGCCGGACGGCCCCGGGGUGACCGAAGCCUCAGGAAAGCUUUCCCAGUACAGACACCCAGUCAGACUAUUUUGGCCAAAAUCAAAGUGUUAUGAUUACUUAUAUCAAGAAGCAGAAGCUCUUCUGAAAAAUUUUCCAAUUCAAGCCACAAUUUCAUUUUAUGAAGAUUCUGAUAGUGAAGAUGAUAUUGAGGAGCUGAUCUGUGAAAAUUAA
This is a messenger RNA of Neomonachus schauinslandi (Hawaiian monk seal), 567 nucleotides long. It is a transcript of the gene RIPPLY2, whose product is annotated as ripply transcriptional repressor 2. Gene Ontology annotation, cellular component: nucleus. Gene Ontology annotation, biological process: embryonic pattern specification; negative regulation of transcription by RNA polymerase II. The record is from RefSeq and is a predicted model, not a curated record. The transcript is spliced from 3 exons. Bases 1 to 567 code for a protein of 188 amino acids. NCBI's taxonomy places the organism in Eukaryota, Metazoa, Chordata, Mammalia, Carnivora, Phocidae.